Molecule: messenger RNA, 1341 nt
Organism: Tremella mesenterica DSM 1558
Lineage: Eukaryota; Fungi; Basidiomycota; Tremellomycetes; Tremellales; Tremellaceae
Exons: 11
Coding region: 1-1341 (446 amino acids)
Cellular component (GO): mitochondrion
Molecular function (GO): acyl-CoA dehydrogenase activity; flavin adenine dinucleotide binding
Source: RefSeq, a predicted model, not a curated record
AUGUUAUCCAAGGCUCUGAAAGCAGCUCACUUCCCUCGUACUUCAAGAUCAUCCCUAUAUCCAAUCGCGCUCCGCUCCAAUGCUCGCCUCACCCGUAGCUUCUACGCCUCUCCCAUUCCUCGAGCAGCCAAUGAGAUCACUCGUCCGGCCAUCGAUACCCCCUUGAGCUUGUGGAAUUUUACAGAGGAGGAGGAGAUGGUACGUGAGACAGUAAGGAGGUACGCCGAAGACGUCAUAGGACCAAAGGUCAGGGAGAUGGAUGAAGCGGAGAAGAUGGAUCCUGCAGUCGUCCAGGGUCUUUUCGACAAUGGGCUUAUGGGCAUUGAAACCCCUGCUGAUCUAGGCGGAUCGGAAGCUUCUUUCACCAGUGCCAUCAUAGCCGUCGAAGAGCUUGCCAGAGUCGAUCCUAGUGUAGCCGUAUUGUGUGACGUGCAUAAUACAUUGGUCAACUCUGUCUUGAGAAUGUACGGGAAUGACCACAUUAAGGAAAGGUGGUUACCUGAUCUUGCUACUUCCAAGGUCGGAUCUUUUUGUCUCUCGGAACCUGCGGCGGGAUCGGAUGCUUUCGCUCUUCAAACCACUGCCAAACUCGACAAAAGCGGGGACUUUUAUGUCGUCAACGGGAGCAAAUGUUGGAUCUCUAAUUCUGAACAAGCCGACACAUUCGUUCUAUUUGCCAAUGUCAAACCUGAAGAUGGAUACAGAGGAAUCACCUGUUUCAUACUGAGUAAAGAUAUGGGUGUCCAAAUUGUCAAAAAGGAAGCCAAGCUCGGAAUCAAAGCUUCCUCCACUUGUGUGUUGGCGUUUGACGAUGUCAAAAUACCCAAGGAGAACGUAGUGGGUGAAGUUGGUAAGGGCUACAAGAUCGCCAUUGAAAUUCUCAACGAAGGACGGAUCGGGAUUGCUGCUCAGAUGGUAGGAUUGGCGCAGGGUGCUUUUGAAAAAGGGAUCAGAUACGCGUAUGACCGUAAACAGUUCGGGAAACCAGUGGGAGAUUUCCAAGGGAUGGCAUUUCAGUUUGCCGAGGUCGCUACGGAGAUUGAAGCUGCGAGAUUGUUGACGUACAAUGCGGCUAGGCUGAAGGAAGAAGGCCGCCCGUUCUUGGUCCAAGCAGCUCAAGCCAAAUGGUACGCUUCGGUCAUAGCGCAAAAAGCCGCCGGUCAAGCUAUCGAAUGGUGUGGCGGUAAUGGCUUUGUGCGUGAUACCGGUGUAGAGAAGUACUGGCGUGAUAGCAAGAUUGGAGCGAUUUACGAGGGAACCAGCAACAUUCAAUUGGAAACAAUUUCGAGGUGGCUUAGUGGGUUUUCUUCAUCAUCAAAGAAUCUAGCUGACAUGGGUUAG